Messenger RNA from Actinia tenebrosa (Australian red waratah sea anemone), 1242 nucleotides. Its product is annotated as mitotic checkpoint protein BUB3. The record is from RefSeq and is a predicted model, not a curated record. Gene Ontology annotation, molecular function: protein binding. Lineage: Eukaryota; Metazoa; Cnidaria; Anthozoa; Actiniaria; Actiniidae.
AAUGGCGGAUGGACCCAACGAAUUCAAGCUGAAUCAACCUCCAGAUGACGGGAUUUCUGCCGUUAAAUUUAGUCCAGCUUCGCUGAAUUUUUUACUUGUAUCAUCUUGGGAUUCRAGUGUCAGGUUAUAUGAUGUACAGAACAACUCCAUGCGGUUUAAGUAUAACCAUUCCAAUGCCGUGCUAGACUGCUGCUUCCAAGAUGGUGUGCAUUGUUAUAGUGGAGGAUUAGAUAAGACACUAAAGGCGUAUGAUUUUAAUGCUUCACAAGAACAAAUUGUUGGCAUGCAUGAAGACACUAUACGCUGCGUAGAAUAUUGUCAACAACUUAAUUUGAUUAUUACCGGAAGUUGGGACAAAUCUAUUAAAUUAUGGGAUCCAAGACAAAGGCAAUGUACAGGAACAUAUGCCCAACCUGAAAUGGUUUAUACCAUGGGACUGGCUGAUGAGAGGCUCGUAGUUGGAACUGCAGGAAGGAGAGUAAUGGUCUGGGAUCUCAGAAACAUGAGCUAUGUACAGCAAAGAAGAGAAUCAAGUCUAAAGUAUCAGACAAGAUGUAUAAGAUGUUUUCCAAACAAACAAGGUUAUGUGUUAAGUUCAAUAGAGGGCAGAGUUGCUGUAGAGUACUUUGAUCCCAGUCCUGAGGUUCAAAAGAGAAAAUAUGCAUUCAAAUGCCAUCGCAUCAAAGAAAAGGAGAUUGAACAAAUAUACCCUGUCAAUGCUAUUGCAUUCCACAACAUCCACAACACAUUUGCCACAGGAGGUUCUGAUGGUUUUGUUAAUAUCUGGGAUGGAUUCAACAAGAAGAGACUCUGCCAGUUUCAUAGAUAUCCCACUAGUAUUUCAUCCUUGUCAUUCAGUCAUGAUGGCAGUCUGUUGGCCAUAUCAAGCUCAUACAUGUAUGAAGAAGAUGAAAAAGACCAUCCACCAGAUGCAAUAUACAUCCGCCGAGUGUCCGACGCAGAAACUAAACCCAAAUGAGUGGCUUGUCAACUACGUCAGUUCUGUCAGAGUACACAUACUAUUCACGAACAUGUCUUAAUUCGUAAGACAUUUUUAUAAAACUUAGUUACUGCUUGCAGGUUUCCCCGAAAAAUUAGAUGACCAAUGCAGGGUUCAUGCUACUCCUUAAACUCCUUGAAAACUCCUUGAAUUUAAUUCAUGUUUUCAAGGGCACUUCAAUUUUACGAUUUUAGCGAAACUCCUUGAGAACUCCUUGAAUUUUUUCUUUGAUCAUUACUUGC